Messenger RNA from Pisolithus orientalis, 426 nucleotides. RefSeq lists its product as uncharacterized. NCBI's taxonomy places the organism in Eukaryota, Fungi, Basidiomycota, Agaricomycetes, Boletales, Pisolithaceae. The transcript has a single exon. The annotation marks the transcript as partial. The record is from RefSeq and is a predicted model, not a curated record.
ACUUUGGUUGGUUUUUUUGCACUUUCAGGUGGCCACCAUGUACAGACAACAAAGGCUGGUGGUGGUGUGAAGGCAUAUCAUUGCCUUUAUAACACUGUGUUGCAGUGUGUGUUGGGCCCUGUCUUUCCUGUGCAACUGCACAUUUAUAGUCUGUUUAAUGGUCUGUUGCUCAUGGAUGACUCUGUGGCUUAUGUUAUUGUGAGAGCAUACAUCCCACCAUCUAUCCCUUGUGACCCUAUCUUAUUGGAAGCCUCUGAUAUUGUGCCAUUCCCUGGUGAUCCUGGUUCUGAGAAGUUCAAGGCUGCUAUCCCUGACUGUCCCUGGCCCUUUAUCUUUGGUGUUGGCACUGUGACCAUGCAUGCAGUCUCACUGCCUGAUGGUGUCACCAAGGCUUUUGCAGUGACAUCAUCAGAUUUCAUGCAGGAU